Messenger RNA from Lodderomyces pseudojiufengensis, 447 nucleotides. RefSeq lists its product as uncharacterized. Bases 1 to 447 code for a protein of 148 amino acids. The transcript has a single exon. The record is from RefSeq and is a predicted model, not a curated record. NCBI's taxonomy places the organism in Eukaryota, Fungi, Ascomycota, Pichiomycetes, Serinales, Debaryomycetaceae.
AUGGGAAUUAAACAUCAAGGUAAUGAAUACUCAUUUACAUGUCACAAACACGACAAACCAAAAUCUUAUUUUAGUUAUCGUUUUGCUUUGGAACAUUUGAGAAUCGAACAUGGUAUCGACUAUUAUUCAGAAGGAACUACAAUUCCUGAAAUAACAAGCGGUGCAUUAGUUGUUUGUGGUUUAGAUGGUUGCAAAACGAAGGUUCUUAAAACUGGUAUUACAUCACAUAGAGCCCUCAAACAUCCCAGAUUUGAAUUUUUAGUGCAAAAUUAUGACCAUCACGGCAUAGCUGACAACUCCUAUCACUGCCCCGAAAAUUUCUGCACAAAAUUUUAUGAUACUAAAGAGUUACUCAAUCAGCAUUUAACUAGAUGGCAUCAGUACAGUGCUUGCUUUUUUUGUGAUGAUAUAUUAUCCGCUAUCGAAGCCCCAAAUCAUUAUUGUUAG